Oryctolagus cuniculus (rabbit) is the source of this 8579-nucleotide messenger RNA. RefSeq names its product nuclear receptor corepressor 1 (gene NCOR1). Gene Ontology annotation, cellular component: chromatin. NCBI's taxonomy places the organism in Eukaryota, Metazoa, Chordata, Mammalia, Lagomorpha, Leporidae. Gene Ontology annotation, molecular function: transcription corepressor activity; nuclear thyroid hormone receptor binding. Gene Ontology annotation, biological process: negative regulation of transcription by RNA polymerase II. The record is from RefSeq and is a predicted model, not a curated record.
CGGCCAAGGUGGCGAAGCAGCAGCAGCGGCGGCGACGGCGGCGGCUGGAGUGAGCUCCCGGCUCGCCUGCGCCGAGCGAGGUCCCGGCGUCGGGACGCGCGCCGGGGCCGCGUCCUGCUCCUCAGCCCGGGGGAGGCGCGCCGGCUCCCACGCUCCGCCAGCUCCCGGUGGUUUCCUAGAAACAUGAUUGAUUGUUGGACUUGAUCUCACAGCCCAGUGAGGACUUCUUUACUGAUAAUGUCAAGUUCAGGUUAUCCUCCCAACCAAGGAGCAUUCAGCACGGAACAAAGUCGUUAUCCUCCCCACUCUGUGCAGUACACCUUUCCCAGUACCCGCCACCAGCAGGAGUUUGCAGUCCCUGAUUAUCGUUCGUCUCAUCUUGAAGUCAGCCAGGCGUCACAGCUCUUGCAGCAACAGCAGCAGCAGCUCCGGAGACGGCCUUCCUUGCUUUCAGAAUUUCACCCAGGUUCUGACAGGCCUCAAGAAAGGCGAACUGGAUAUGAACAGUUUCAUCCAGGCCCAUCCCCAGUGGAACAUGAUUCACUGGAAUCCAAGCGACCGCGUCUGGAGCAGGUUUCUGAUUCCCAUUUUCAGCGAGUCAGUGCUGCGGUUUUACCUUUAGUGCACACGCUGCCAGAAGGAUUGAGGUCUUCUGCAGAUGCUAAGAAGGAUCCAGCAUUUGGCGGCAAACAUGAUGCUCCAUCCUCUCCGAUCUCUGGGCAGCCCUGUGGAGAUGAUCAAAAUGCUUCACCUUCAAAGCUUUCAAAAGAAGAGUUAAUACAGAGUAUGGACCGUGUAGAUAGAGAAAUCGCAAAAGUAGAACAGCAGAUCCUUAAACUGAAAAAGAAACAACAACAGCUAGAAGAGGAAGCAGCCAAACCUCCUGAACCUGAGAAGCCUGUGUCUCCUCCUCCAGUGGAGCAGAAACACCGGAGCAUCGUCCAGAUUAUUUAUGAUGAGAAUCGGAAAAAAGCAGAAGAAGCUCAUAAAAUUUUUGAAGGUCUUGGCCCAAAAGUUGAACUGCCACUCUAUAACCAGCCAUCAGAUACCAAGGUGUACCAUGAGAACAUCAAGACUGGAGUACCUGCAAGGCGCAUGAUGAAAAACCAGGUGAUGAGGAAAAAACUCAUUUUAUUUUUUAAAAGAAGAAAUCAUGCAAGAAAACAAAGGGAACAAAAAAUCUGCCAGCGUUAUGAUCAGCUCAUGGAGGCGUGGGAGAAAAAAGUGGACAGAAUAGAAAAUAAUCCUCGGAGGAAAGCUAAAGAAAGCAAAACAAGAGAGUACUAUGAAAAGCAGUUUCCAGAAAUUCGAAAACAAAGAGAACAGCAAGAAAGAUUUCAACGAGUUGGGCAAAGGGGAGCUGGUCUUUCAGCCACCAUUGCUAGGAGUGAGCAUGAGAUUUCUGAAAUUAUUGAUGGUCUCUCUGAACAGGAGAAUAAUGAGAAACAAAUGCGGCAACUCUCUGUGAUCCCCCCUAUGAUGUUUGAUGCAGAACAAAGAAGGGUCAAGUUCAUCAACAUGAAUGGGCUUAUGGAGGACCCUAUGAAAGUUUAUAAAGAUAGGCAGUUUAUGAAUGUUUGGACUGACCAUGAGAAGGAGAUCUUCAAAGACAAGUUUAUCCAGCAUCCAAAAAACUUUGGACUAAUUGCAUCUUACUUGGAAAGGAAGAGUGUUCCUGAUUGUGUUUUAUAUUACUAUUUAACCAAGAAGAAUGAGAAUUAUAAAGCCCUAGUCAGAAGGAAUUAUGGAAAACGAAGAGGGAGAAACCAGCAGCAAAUUGCCCGACCCUCACAAGAAGAAAAAGUUGAAGAAAAAGAAGAAGAUAAAACAGAGAAAACAGAAAAAAAAGAAGAAGAAAAGAAAGAUGAAGAAGAAAAAGAUGAGAAGGAGGACUCUAAAGAAAAUGUCAAGGAAAAGGAUAAGACGGAAGGUACAGCAGAAGAAACUGAGGAGAGGGAGCAGGCCACACCCCGGGGGCGAAAGACUGCCAACAGUCAGGGCCGCCGGAAGGGCCGUAUCACCAGGUCCAUGACCAACGAAGCUGCAGCUGCCAGUGCUGCGGCCGCAGCAGCCACUGAAGAACCCCCUCCGCCGCUGCCGCCGCCGCCAGAACCCAUUUCCACAGAGCCUGUGGAAACUUCUCGAUGGACAGAAGAAGAAAUGGAAGUUGCUAAAAAAGGUCUGGUUGAACAUGGUCGUAACUGGGCAGCAAUUGCCAAAAUGGUAGGAACUAAAAGUGAAGCCCAAUGUAAAAACUUCUAUUUUAACUAUAAAAGGCGACAUAAUCUUGACAACCUCUUGCAGCAGCAUAAACAGAAAGCCUCACGGAAACCUCGGGAAGAGCGAGAUGUGUCUCAGUGUGAAAGUGUCGCUUCCACUGUUUCUGCUCAGGAGGAUGAAGAUAUUGAAGCCUCCAAUGAGGAAGAGAAUCCAGAAGACAGCGAAGGUGCUGAAAAUAGUUCUGAUACAGAAAGUGCUCCUUCUCCUUCACCAGUUGAAGCUGUCAAGCCCGGGGAAGACAGCACUGAAAAUGCUCCAUCGCGAGGAAACCCUGAGCCCGUGGCUGAGCUCGAGUCCUCCACUGAGGCAGCCGCACCUGGUGCAUCUCCUUCCUCAGCAGCUCCGAGCACAAAGCCAGCUGAAAAUGAAAGUGUGGAGACCCAGCCGAACGACACCAUCAGCACUGAGACGGCAGAGCCGAUGGACGUAGACCAUCAGGAUCGCAGCACUGAAGCAGCUUCUACUCUUGAUACCCCAACCACUACCAAAGCAGACUCUGUGGAUGUUGAAAUUAGGGUGCCAGAAAACAAUGCUUCUAAAGUGGAAGGUGAUACCAAAGAAGGAGACUUGGAGAGAGCCAGUGAAAAGACGGAGCCUAGAGAUGAAGACUUGGGGGUGGCCCAGCAGAUAGAUGCCCAGCGACCCGAGCCCCAGUCAGACAAUGAUUCCAGUGCCACGUGCAGUGCUGAUGAAGAUGUGGAUGGCGAGCCGGAGAGGCAAAGAAUAUUUCCUCUGGAUUCAAAGCCUUCGUUAUUAAACCCCACUGGAUCUAUAUUGGUCUCCUCCCCAAUAAAACCAAAUCCGUUAGACCUGCCUCAGCUUCAGCAUCGAGCUGCUGUUAUCCCACCAAUGGUUUCCUGCACCCCAUGUAAUAUACCAAUUGGAACCCCAGUGAGUGGCUAUGCUCUCUACCAGCGACACAUUAAAGCAAUGCAUGAGUCAGCACUGCUGGAGGAACAGCGGCAGAGGCAGGAGCAGAUUGAUUUGGAAUGCAGAAGUUCUACAAGUCCAUGUGGCGCUGCCAAAAGUCCUAACAGAGAGUGGGAAGUCCUGCAGCCUGCUCCCCAUCAAGUGAUAACUAAUCUUCCUGAAGGGGUUCGGCUUCCAACAACUCGACCAACCAGGCCGCCACCACCACUCAUCCCAUCGUCCAAAACCACGGUGGCUUCCGAAAAGCCGUCUUUCAUCAUGGGAGGCUCCAUCUCACAGGGAACGCCUGGCACGUAUCUGACUUCUCAUAAUCAGGCUUCCUAUGCUCAAGAGGCAGCUAAGCCCUCGGUGGGAUCCAUCUCUCUUGGACUGCCACGGCAACAGGAGUCCUCCAAAUCAGCUGCUUUGCCCUACAUCAAGCAGGAAGAAUUUUCUCCGCGAAGCCAAAAUUCCCAACCUGAGGGUUUAUUGGUCAGGGCCCAGCAUGAAGGUGUGGUCAGAGGUACCACAGGAGCCAUCCAAGAGGGAAGUAUAACUCGGGGAACUCCAACCAGCAAAGUCUCAGUGGAGAGCAUCUCAUCCCUGCGGGGCUCCAUCACUCAGGGUACCCCGGCUCUGUCCCAGGCUGGCAUACCAACCGAGGCGCUGGUGAAGGGAUCCAUUUCUCGAAUGCCCAUUGAAGAGAGUAGUCCUGAGAAAGGCAGAGAAGAAGCUGCAUCCAAAGGCCAUGUAAUUUAUGAAGGCAAAAGUGGACAUAUCUUAUCCUAUGAUAAUAUUAAGAAUGCCCGAGAAGGGACUAGAAGUCCAAGAACAGCUCAUGAAAUCAGUUUAAAAAGAAGCUAUGAAUCAGUGGAAGGAAAUAUAAAGCAAGGAAUGUCAAUGAGGGAGUCUCCUGUAUCAGCACCGUUAGAGGGGCUGAUAUGCCGAGCAUUACCCAGAGGGAGCCCUCAUUCUGACCUCAAAGAGAGGACUGUGCUGUCUGGCUCCAUAAUGCAAGGCACACCAAGAGCAACAACUGAAAGCUUUGAAGAUGGCCUUAAAUAUCCCAAACAAAUUAAAAGGGAAAGUCCUCCCAUAAGAGCAUUUGAAGGAGCCAUUACCAAAGGCAAACCAUAUGAUGGCAUCACCACCAUCAAGGAGAUGGGGCGUUCCAUUCACGAGAUCCCACGGCAAGAUAUUUUAACUCAGGAGAGCCGGAAGACUCCAGAAGUAGUCCAGACCACGAGGCCCAUAAUUGAAGGUUCCAUUUCCCAGGGCACACCAAUAAAGUUUGACAGCAACUCAGGUCAAUCUGCCAUCAAACACAAUGUCAAAUCUUUGAUCACGGGGCCUAGUAAACUACCCCGUGGAAUGCCUCCUCUGGAGAUUGUGCCAGAGAACAUAAAAGUGGUUGAACGGGCAAAAUACGAAGACGUAAAGACAGGCGAGCCAGUGCGUUCCCGGCACACAUCCGUGGUGAGCUCGGGCCCCUCCGUUCUCAGGUCCACACUUCAUGAAGCUCCCAAAGCACAGCUGAGCCCGGGCAUUUAUGACGACACCAGUGCUCGGAGGACUCCCGUGAGUUACCAGAACACCAUGUCCAGAGGCUCACCCAUGAUGAGCAGAACUUCCGAUGUUACAAUUUCUUCUAGCAAGUCUACCAAUCAUGAAAGGAAAUCCACACUGACUCCUACCCAAAGGGAGAGUAUACCAGCGAAGUCUCCAGUGCCUGGGGUGGACCCUGUCGUGAGCCACAGCCCAUUUGAUCCCCAUCACAGGGGCAGCACCGCAGGAGAGGUCUACCGGAGCCAUCUGCCCACACAUUUGGAUCCAGCCAUGCCGUUUCACAGGGCUCUGGACCCUGCAGCUGCUGCUUACCUGUUUCAGAGACAGCUUUCACCAACUCCAGGCUACCCAAGUCAGUAUCAGCUGUAUGCAAUGGAGAAUACAAGACAGACAAUCUUAAAUGAUUACAUUACCUCACAGCAGAUGCAGGUGAACUUGCGCCCUGAUGUGGCCAGAGGACUCUCCCCCAGAGAACAGCCACUGGGUCUCCCAUACCCACCAACAAGAGGAAUCAUUGACCUGACCAAUAUGCCUCCAGCAAUUUUAGUGCCUCACCCCGGGGGAACAAGCACUCCUCCCAUGGACAGAAUCACAUAUAUUCCUGGUACACAGAUUACUUUCCCUCCCAGGCCAUACAACCCUGCGUCUAUGUCUCCUGGACACCCAACACACCUUGCUGCAGCCGCAAGUGCUGAGCGGGAGCGAGAGCGAGAGCGAGAGAGGGAGAGAGAGAGGGAGAGGGAGAAAGAGCGAGAACGGGAACGGGAGCGAGAGCGGGAGCGCAUCGCCGCAGCCUCUUCCGACCUCUACCUGCGUCCAGGCUCAGAGCAGCCCGGCCGGCCUGGCAGUCAUGGAUACGUCCGCUCCCCGUCCCCGUCAGUAAGAGCUCAGGAGACCAUGUUGCAGCAGAGACCCAGUGUUUUCCAGGGAACCAAUGGAACCAGCGUAAUCACACCUUUGGACCCAACUGCUCAGCUACGAAUCAUGCCACUGCCCGCUGGGGGCCCUUCCAUAAGCCAAGGCCUGCCAGCCUCCCGCUACAACACUGCUGCGGACGCCCUGGCUGCUCUUGUGGACGCUGCAGCUUCUGCACCCCAGAUGGAUGUGUCCAAAACAAAAGAGAGUAAGCAUGAAGCUGCCAGGUUAGAAGACAGUUUGAGAAGCAGGUCAGCAGCAGUUAGCGAGCAGCAGCAGCUAGAGCAGAAAAGCCUGGAGGUGGAGAAGAGACCUGUUCAGUGUCUGUACACUUCUUCAGCCUUUCCAAGUGGCAAGCCCCAGCCUCACUCUUCAGUAGUUUAUUCUGAGGCUGGGAAAGACAAAGGGCCUCCUCCAAAGUCCAGAUAUGAGGAAGAGCUCAGGACCAGAGGGAAGACCACCAUUACUGCAGCUAACUUCAUAGACGUGAUCAUCACCCGGCAAAUUGCCUCGGACAAGGAUGCAAGGGAACGUGGCUCUCAAGGUUCAGACUCUUCCAGUAGCUUGUCUUCUCACAGGUAUGAAACGACUAGCGAUGCUAUUGAGGUCAUAAGUCCUGCCAGCUCACCUGCACCGCCCCAGGAAAAACUGCAGGCCUAUCAGCCAGAGAUUGUUAAGGCAAAUCAAGCCGAAAACGAUCCAGGCAGACAGUAUGAAGGACCAUUACACCACUAUCGACCACAGCAGGAGUCACCAUCUCCACAGCAGCAGCUGCCCCCUUCCUCACAGGCAGAGGGGAUGGGGCAAGUGCCCAGGACCCAUCGGCUCAUCACACUUGCCGAUCACAUCUGUCAAAUUAUCACACAGGAUUUUGCUAGAAAUCAAGUUCCCUCGCAGACUCCCCCGCAACCUCCCACUUCUACAUUCCAAAAUUCACCCUCUGCUUUGGUGUCAACGCCUGUGAGGACUAAAACAUCAAGUCGUUACAGCCCCGAGUCCCAAUCUCAGUCUGUUCACCAUCAGAGACCAGGUUCCAGAGUUUCUCCAGAAAAUCUUGUGGACAAAUCCCGGGGAAGCAGCAGGCCUGGAAAAUCCCCAGAGAGGAGUCACGUCUCUUCCGAGCCCUACGAGCCCAUCUCCCCACCCCAGGUUCCAGUUGUGCAUGAGAAGCAGGAAAGCAUGCUGCUCUUGUCUCAGCGGGGAGCCGAGCCUUCGGAGCAGAGGAGUGAUUCCCGCUCACCAGGCAGUAUUAGCUACUUGCCUUCAUUCUUCACCAAGCUUGAAAACACAUCACCAAUGGUUAAAUCAAAGAAGCAGGAGAUUUUUCGUAAGUUGAACUCCUCUGGUGGAGGUGACUCUGAUAUGGCAGCAGCUCAGCCAGGAACUGAGAUCUUUAAUCUGCCAGCGGUUACCACAUCAGGCUCAGUUAGCUCUCGAGGCCAUUCUUUUGCUGAUCCUGCCAGUAAUCUUGGUCUAGAAGACAUAAUCAGGAAGGCUCUCAUGGGAAGCUUUGAUGACAAAGUAGAGGAGCACGGAGUGGUCCUGUCGCAGACUGUGGGAGUAGUGCCUGGUGGCGCCAGCACGUCAGUUGUGACCAGUAGUGAGACACGGAGAGAGGAAGGGGACCCAUCACCUCAUUCAGGAGGCGUUUGCAAACCAAAGCUGAUUAGCAAGUCAAACAGUAGGAAAUCAAAAUCUCCCAUCCCUGGGCAAGCCUACCUGGGAAGUGAACGGCCCUCUUCGGUCUCCUCUGUGCAUUCUGAGGGGGACUACCACAGGCAGACGCCAGGGUGGGCCUGGGAAGACAGGCCAUCUUCAACAGGCUCAACGCAGUUCCCUUAUAACCCCCUGACACUGCGGAUGCUCAGCAGCACGCCACCAACACCGAUCGCAUGUGCCCCCUCUGCUGUGAACCAGGCAGCUCCUCACCAACAGAACAGGAUCUGGGAGCGAGAGCCCGCCCCGCUGCUCUCAGCACAGUAUGAGACACUGUCGGACAGUGAUGACUGAGCCGCACAGACCGGGGGGACGGACACGGCACGGGGAGGGGCUCGUUCUCGGGUAUUUUAAUUGCAGGUCAAAAACCUGCCCAUAUGAUUUGUGCCCAGAGACUUUUCAGGAGAGCCAGGGCCAUACGUGAUGGAGAAAUGAUGGAAAUUCAUUUGGAGCAUCAAACGGGAAGAAACAGAAAAUAGCCUUUGAUACGCCGCAAUUCAGUGGAUUCUAAUAGUGGAGGGUUGAAAUGUAGAGUUUUUAAAAGUGGACAAUUCCUGUUCCUACAUCUGUUUGUAAAGAAAACCAUAAUGUCUUUAAAUCACUCAUGUAAAUAGAUGACCUUUUUGCAGUGUAGCCCCUUGCUGUAGUAUCUGGUGUACUUAUGUUCAAAUCAGCGCAUCAACUCGGGGGGUAAUUUUUAAAAGAUCUUUUUGUCUAUCUUUUUAACCCUAGCCUUCUGAAAAAACAAAACAAAACAAAACAAAAAAAAAAACAAACCUCAUACAGCCCAGAUACAUAAUGUUGGCUGUCACGGGCAUUGUACUUUAUCUGAUUUUGUUUCCUCUAAAUUCAGCUUCCCAGUGAUGUUUAAAAUCUGUGGAAAUGUUUAGGUUUUUAACACAGACCCUGUCAUGAAGUCUGUACGUUAGGGUCAAAGGCAGGAGCGAUGAACUUUCUGCCACACUGUAAAUUCCCAGUGCAAGCUUUAAUUUUUCAUUAGUAGCACUGAAAAAAUAUUACUGCAUGGGUAUGUUAUAGUUCAGUUUUUAAAGUUUUCCAGGCUUCUUUGAGGCACACCUCACUGUUAUGCACACUGGUGAUUUAACCAUGCCCCUAGGAAUCCCUUUUCUCCUGCAUUUGAUGCAGCCCAACAAAGCUUCUGUUUUGAAAUAAAUUUGACUACCCUGUCCAUA